This is a messenger RNA of Betta splendens (Siamese fighting fish), 2830 nucleotides long. It is a transcript of the gene slc35g1, whose product is annotated as solute carrier family 35 member G1. The record is from RefSeq and is a predicted model, not a curated record. Gene Ontology annotation, cellular component: plasma membrane; endoplasmic reticulum membrane. The transcript has 5 exons. Gene Ontology annotation, biological process: regulation of cytosolic calcium ion concentration; calcium ion export across plasma membrane. The coding region runs from base 445 to 1677 and encodes 410 amino acids. NCBI's taxonomy places the organism in Eukaryota, Metazoa, Chordata, Actinopteri, Anabantiformes, Osphronemidae.
AAUUGUUUUCCCAGGAGCUUGAAUGACACCGCAAUCAAUCAAAUCAUAUAUGACGUAUUCUGUGAUGUAAUAUGUCAAACAUACAUCUCACAAUCACGUAAUAACGGUGUCACGGGUCAUGGUUAUGUGCAAUCAAAUCAUCACCAUGACUUGCUUUCCCUUUUCCUUCCUCCUAGAAUUUAAUCUGCCUCAACAGGCGUGUGUGUCAGCUGCUUUUGGUUGGUUCGCAGCCCAGCUCCCUGUGCGAUGGGCGUAACGCGUCCCAGUGUUCUGGUCGUCCCGCACACUGUGUUCGGGACCAGUUGUGCCCCCCUGCGGGUGAAACAACCAGCGCAUGGGCGCCCGUCUCCUGCCAGCGAGGUUAGUCAUUAACCUCGCGCCGUCAGUCACUCAGGACGCGGGCGCGUGCGGACAGGACGCUGAUGAAGGCAUGCCGAUCUCACCAUGGGCGACCGUAACCACUGCGCGCGCGAGAGGCCUUCGUCCGUAGGCGACGACGUUACCGUGGAGUUCGACGCGGACGGGCCCCGCGGCCGCGACGACGAGCGCGCGGCGGAGACGAUCCUCCUGGGGAGUAAUUGCCACGUGCCGUGCGGCUACGACGACGACGACGACCGCGACGCCGGUGACGAUGCGGAGGAACCGGGAGGCGGCGGCGCGUCACGGCCGGGCGGCGGGAGGAGAGCCCUGUGCCCGCCGGCGCUUUGCGUCAGAGGACGGUCCUCGUCCUGGGAAGAAGGCGCGCAACGAGAUGCAGAGAAACCAAAGGGUUGUCCCGGUCUCGGCCUGUUCUACGCCUUCCUGGCCGCCGCCAUCUUUUCCAUCAUUUCCCUCCUGGUGAAAACCAUCCAGGGGGUCCACGCCAUAGAGAUCAGCGCCAUCCGCUGCUUCUUCCAGAUGCUCUUUGUUCUACCGUUGCUCAUCUACCACAAGACAGGGUUCCUAGGUCCCAGAGAUAAGCGUAUCUACCUGGUGCUCCGGGGCUUCAUCGGCUCCAACGCCAUGAUCCUGCUCUUCUAUGCCGUUCAGCAGAUGCAACUAGCGGACGCCACCGUCAUCAUGUUCAGUAACCCGGUCUUUACCUCGCUGCUGGCUUGGAUCUUCCUGAAGGAGAGAUGUACAAUUUGGGACUGCGUCUUCACCGCCUUCACUCUCACUGGGGUCAUCCUGAUCGCGCGGCCGCCGUUCCUGUUCGGCGACCACGUCCGGGGCAUCGAGGGCAACUACACCAACCACAUCAAGGGGACUAUUGCAGCCUUUUCAGGAGCAAUCGCUGCAGCUUUCACAAUGGUCGUCCUUCGUAAGAUGGGGAAAAGUGUCCAUUACUACCUGUCCGUCUGGUACUACGCCGUCAUCGGCUUGAUCGAGUGCAUCAUCACCGUUUCCGUCCUGGGGGAGUGGAAGGCGCCGUCCUGCGGACGCGACCGCUGGAUAAUGAUCUUGAUCGCGGUGCUGGGAAUCGCCGGCCAGUCCUUCCUCACCAAGGCGCUGCAGAUCGAGAAGGCCGGACCCGUGGCCCUGAUGAGGACGGUGGACCUGGUGCUGGCGUUCACAUUCCAGUUUAUCUUCUUCAACCGCGAGCCGACCCUGUGGAGCCUCGGGGGGGCGCUGUGCGUGGUGCUGAGCACCAGCGGAGUGGCCCUAAGGAAGUGGUGCAGCAGCUCUCGCACGAGCUAAAGACAAGUAUUUAUUAUUAGUAGUACUGAAUUCCUCCGUGUUUUACUUGUUAUUCAAAUGCAGCUCUGUGAGGGGGUUUAAGCUCCUGGACAACUUCACCAGAGGUCAGUUAUGAGCUUGUGAUGGUCAUGAAUUCAAGUUCACUCCUUAGAUUCAACGCGUAUCAUUUGUUGUGAACAUAUUUUCAUGUAAGUGAACGCAUCUCUAAAGGAAACGAGAGGAAGGAGCUGCAGAUUCCCACCGCUGCCUGUAGAAGCCAAAGCCUCAGAUCACCCGAUCAGGACCAUUCACAUCAUGUGACACCAGUUGGCAAACUGCACUACACAAUGCACUGCAUGUUAUUUUAUUGUGGUAUGUAUUACCUGCUGUUACAUGCUUCAUAUUGUAACCUUGCAGUGCUGACAACACAGUUGAAAGUAGCACUUAAAUACAGGAAGUACAGUAUAAACCCAUAUGAAACAUGGCAAAGCUGUACAUACAGUAAACCCAGACUCAGGGAUUUAACCCCUUUAACGAUCACACCUGAAUAGAACGCUCUCAUUUUCUCAUCAAAUGUUUCUAUACAUUGACCAACCGCCCAGUCAAUCAUUUCUUAAACUCUGAAGUGCCUUACAGAAAGUAGAGACCUUUAAUCUCCAGCUUUCCAGAAACUGGACAACCCUCAGGUUAAGUAGGAGCAGGAGCUUCUGAUUAAACGAGCAAUCAUUUUUAACUUUUUGGUUUGUUUUUUUAAAUCGGGACCCAAAUCUCACCUUUACUCACCUUCACAAUGAGGAAGGAACAACGAAGAGAUUCGCUGCUGCUAAAAAUACUGGACCUUUAGCACGUACAGAAGCAGCAGAUUUUCCAGUUACGACCACUUUAAGUGAUGAGUUAUCAUUUGUUUGAUUUUACAUUCUUCUUUAUUUCUCACAUUAGUUUAGUUGACUUGAAUGCUGGCAGCAAGAGAACAAUGUGUAAGGAAACUGUUGUUCCAGCACCUAUAAGCCUUACAACCCAACUAAAGUUCUUUAAGGUUUUUAAACUAUUCUUUAUUACUAUUUAUUUUAUUGCUAUUGCAAAUUACAUCACCAUAUGCUGUAAGUAUAUAUUUCUGCAAAGUGAUAUUUAGUUUAUGAUUUAUAUUUUGAGAAUAAAUUCUUCAUGAAUUGAA